Messenger RNA from Physcomitrium patens, 1725 nucleotides. RefSeq names its product xyloglucan endotransglucosylase protein 34. Gene Ontology annotation, molecular function: hydrolase activity, hydrolyzing O-glycosyl compounds; xyloglucan:xyloglucosyl transferase activity. The record is from RefSeq and is a predicted model, not a curated record. NCBI's taxonomy places the organism in Eukaryota, Viridiplantae, Streptophyta, Bryopsida, Funariales, Funariaceae. Gene Ontology annotation, cellular component: cell wall; apoplast. Gene Ontology annotation, biological process: cell wall biogenesis; xyloglucan metabolic process.
GAUGUUGCAAUGCAGCUCCAGUGCUUUUAAGCAUGAUCGAUUGAUCCGACUGCACUUGGCCGACUUCGACCUUUGUUUGCCUACCUUCUUGUGCCCUUCCAUCGAACCGUGGAAGACUUGGAGCUAUGGUAGCCACUUCGUAUUAUGAAGGCUUCCAAGGCUGGAGACUAGUCUUGUGUGUGACAUGCAUUGUGUCCAAUCUGCAGAUACUACUGGUGCUUGGCCAAUAUGAAGGCUCUAACAGCGGGUCGACAAAAUUCAUGACAAAUUACGCCAGCUCAUCAGACGGACAGCAUUUUCGCAUCCUCAGCAACGGACAACAGGUGCAGCUUCUCCUAGACGAGCACUCCGCUUCUGGAUUUGUCUCCAAACACAAGUAUAUGUUUGGGAGGAUUGGGAUGCGGAUAAAGCUUGUUCCAGGCAAUUCAGCCGGGACGGUUACUGCGUACUACUUGUCUUCCGACACUGCGCGUCAUGACGAAAUGGACUUCGAGUUCCUUGGUAAUGUAUCAGGCCAGCCCUACAUCCUGCAGACGAACAUCUACGCAGGGGGGAAGGGACAGCGGGAGCAGAGAAUUUAUCUUUGGUUCGACCCUUCAGCUGACUUCCAUGAAUACUCUGUUUUGUGGAAUAGAAAGCAGAUUGUGUUCUAUGUUGACGACACUCCCAUUCGGAUGUUCAAGAACAACAAGGCUGCUCUUGGGCAGGAUUAUCCAGAUUCUCAGGCAGUGGGGAUUUACAGCAGCAUUUGGAAUGGGGAGAACUGGGCAACCAAUGACGGCUGGGUGAAACUCAAUUGGACUUACGCUCCUUUCAUCGUCACAUAUGAGAAGUUCAAUGUAGAUGCCUGCCUUGCGCUGCAACACAGCAGCGAUCCUUGCAUUGCAGCAACGAACGGUUGGUGGGAGGAGUCGGAGUACGAGACCCUGAAUUUCAAGGAUGUCGAGCGACUCAACUGGGUGAAGGAAAAUUAUGUCGUGUACAAUUACUGCACUGAUCGAGGGAGAAACCCUAUUCGACCAAUUGAAUGCGAUAUCAAUAUUUUGUGAGCGGAAGGUGGUGUGACUGAUCAGCUACAAUUAAACAGAUUAAUUCUUGUGAAAUUGCCUACCCACCGACACCCCGAAUUCGCCUGGUGCCAGCGCGCAUUUACUGGAUCAUACCCUUCUCGAUUUUUGAUUUGUGUGUCCUACUGCAGGUACGAAUUCCUUGACAAGAGAGAGUAGAGUUACGGUAUACUUUUAGUGCAGGAUUAUAUUGUAACGUCUUAAACGCUUUUGAUGUGACAUGUUAAUUAGAAGGUUGGAGCACUAUCAUCAGGAUGAGCAUUCGACAGGAAGCGGUUGCUCUGUACAAAAAAAUGCAUCUUAUGGAGUCAUUCGACAUAAAUAAAGGACCACUUAUACUUGUGGAUAACGAAUAACUGAUGGCGCAUACAAGGUGAGGUGAAUAGCUUUGUUGACUGAUUUUAACAACUAGCUCUUCACACUCAGCUAGCGGGCGCCUGAGCAAAAUUGUGAUGGAUUACAAGACGUUGCUUCUUGAUACGAAAAGUAUCCCAGAGUGAUGCGACAUCGAAAUCGUCUUGAAUUGGCAGGCGCAUCUCCUUGCAACUUUUCACGUAAUCUGUUGGACUUAAUGGGCUGCGGUUUUUAUCCUUUUCACCUUUCUAAUUAUUCUGUAGCGCAUACCCUGAUAAAUAAAAAGAGAAACAUUUCCUUUAAA